GGGAGGCAUCUUCUGCGAGUCUGCGCGGGAAGCGGAAACAGCGUGGAGGAGAAGCGGCUCCACGUCCACCGGCUGCGGCGUGUGCUGCUCUGGGCUCUCCUCGCCGCUCGCCUCGCGCUCGGCCACCGCCGACAUGCCCAUGAAGGGCCGCUUCCCGAUCCGCCGCACCCUGCAGUACCUGGGCCAGGGGGACGUGGUGUUCAAGGACUCGGUGAAGGUCAUGACAGUGAACUACAACACGCACGGGGAGCUGGGCGAGGGCGCCAGGAAAUUUGUGUUUUUCAACAUACCUCAGAUCCAAUACAAAAACCCUUGGGUACAGAUCGUGAUGUUUAAGAACAUGACACCAUCACCCUUCCUUCGAUUCUAUUUAGAUUCUGGUGAGCAGGUCCUCGUGGAUGUGGAGACCAAAAGCAACAAGGAGAUCGUGGAGCACAUCAAAAAAAUCCUGGGGAAGAAUGAGGAAACCCUCAAGAAAGAGGAGCAGGAGAAAAAGCAGCUUUCUCAUCCAGCCCACUUUGGACCCCGAAAGUACUGCCUGCGGGAGUGUAUCUGUGAAGUGGAAGGGCAGGUGCCCUGCCCAGCCCUGGUGCCGUUACCCAAGGAGAUGACAGGGAAGCACAAAGCCACUCUGAAAGCCAGCGCCUAGGACGGAGGCCCCUGGCCCACGAGCUGGGGUUACCUUGGCCACAGGGACGUCCUGUUUCUGUCCCCAGAGACUCUGCAAAUAAAACGCUCCUGAAUCCCUCCA
This is a messenger RNA of Rhinolophus ferrumequinum (greater horseshoe bat), 751 nucleotides long. It is a transcript of the gene MRPS25, whose product is annotated as mitochondrial ribosomal protein S25. The coding region runs from base 134 to 649 and encodes 171 amino acids. The transcript has 4 exons. Lineage: Eukaryota; Metazoa; Chordata; Mammalia; Chiroptera; Rhinolophidae. The record is from RefSeq and is a predicted model, not a curated record. Gene Ontology annotation, molecular function: structural constituent of ribosome. Gene Ontology annotation, cellular component: mitochondrion.